Molecule: messenger RNA, 1191 nt
Organism: Trichosporon asahii var. asahii CBS 2479
Lineage: Eukaryota; Fungi; Basidiomycota; Tremellomycetes; Trichosporonales; Trichosporonaceae
Product: phosphatase
Exons: 1
Coding region: 1-1191 (396 amino acids)
Molecular function (GO): sugar-phosphatase activity; beta-phosphoglucomutase activity
Source: RefSeq, a predicted model, not a curated record
AUGUCUGUCUUCACCAAGGAAGCUUUCCAGAUGUCGGCUAUGCCCUCGCCCGCGUCGAGCGCCGCCCCCUCUGCCGCUGUCUCCCGCCGUGGCUCCGUCGGUGAGCAGGGUGCCGAGCAGCAGCAGGUUCGCUCUUCUACCCCCGCCCUCGACAACGACAAGCCCAACGUUGUCACGAUCAACGUCGACUCUGUCCUCUUCGACAUGGACGGCACUCUGAUCAACUCGUCUCCCGCUGUCGUCAAGGCUUGGGAGCUUUUCGCUGAGAAGUACCCCCUCGACCUCGAGGACAUUCUCCAGUCUGCCCACGGCAUGCGCACCAUUGACGUUCUCCGCAAGUGGUGCAAGGUCCCCGACUCUGAGAUCGAGGCCGAGGUUGUCCGCUUCGAGACCGCCAUCCUCGAGAACGCCGAGGCCAUUGGUGCCGCCACCGGCAAGUCUGGUAUCGAGGUCCUCCCCGGUGUCGCCAAGCUCCUCAACGACCUGAGCGCCGACAAGGACACCCACCGCGACGGUGAGGAGAAGUGGGCCAUCUGCACUUCGUCCACCUACUUCUACGCCGGCAAGGCCAUCCCCAUCGCUGGCCUCGACACCCCCAACAUCUUCGUCACUGCCGACUCGGUCAAGCGCGGCAAGCCCUUCCCCGACCCCUACCUCCUCGGUGCCGAGGGCUGCAACGCCUCGCCCUUCGACUCGCUCGUCGUUGAGGACGCCCCGACGGGUAUCCGCGCCGGUAAGGCUGCCGGCUGCCGUGUCCUGGCCACCUGCACGUCGCACUCUGCCGAGGAGCUCGAGAAGGAGCGCCCCGACUUCCUCGUCGAGGACCUUUCUCACGUCCAGGCGUCGUGGGACCCUGAGACGCAGUCGUUCAAGCUCGUCAUCGACCAGCCCGCUGGCCGCGCCGAGCCCCGCGCCACCCCCGACUCGACUCCCCUCGUCACGCCUGCUGGCUCGCGUGCUCAGUCCUUCUCGGGCGACCGCCAGCGCAUCGCCCGCAGCCUCCUCCCCACCGGCGAGCUGACCGGCAACGACUCGGUCGUCGGCUCGCCCAUCAACUCGCGCCCCGGCUCCCCAAACGCGCUUGAGGAGAAGCGCCGCGGGUCCGCCGCCGACGCCAACGGCGUCACGCUCGAGGCCUUCAAGCGCGCCCUCGCCGGCAAGCAGAACCGCGAGCUCGCCCAGGAGGAGUAA